CAACCCUUUAAAAGGCCAUGUCUCCUCCUCCCGAUUAGUUGCACUUCAGCUGCUUCGGGACACUUCCUCCUCUCAGUUUUGACCCGCACAUGGAAAUGGAGGACCAGAUGGAAAGCCAGAAGAGGCGAGGGAUGAGCAAAGAUGAUCUAAUAUCUGAACGGACAGGGUCUUUGGGCUGCAUUGGCUGGUUCAUCGUCAUCCUCUCUGGCAUCUUCAGCUUUUUGCUCUUUCCCAUCACCAUCUGGUUCUGUCUGAAGAUCGUUCAGGAGUAUGAGCGCGCUGUUAUUUUCAGACUGGGCCGUAUCACAGACAGGAAGGCUAAAGGACCAGGAAUUUUCUUUGUUUUGCCGUGCACCGAUUCCUUUGUGAAAGUGGAUCUGCGAACCGUUUCAUUUGACAUCCCGCCACAAGAGAUCCUGACCAAGGACUCGGUCACCAUUUGUGUGGACGGUGUGGUGUACUUUAGGGUCAGUGACCCCAUCGCGUCUGUGGCCAACGUGAGCAAUGCGGACUUUGCCACCCGUCUGCUGGCUCAAACCACCCUCAGAAACGUCCUGGGAACUAAGAACCUUGCCGAGGUCUUGUCUGACCGCGAGGGCAUCGCUCACAGCAUGCAGGUAAACCUGGAUGAGGCCACAGACAACUGGGGCAUCAAAGUGGAGCGCGUGGAGAUAAAAGAUGUGAAGCUGCCAACUCAGAUGCAGAGGGCCAUGGCUGCUGAAGCGGAAGCAGCGCGAGAAGCCAGGGCGAAGGUGAUUGCGGCAGAGGGUGAGAUGAACGCAUCUCGUGCCCUGAAGGAGGCGUCCCUGGUGAUCGCGGAGUCCCCGUCGGCCCUGCAGCUCCGCUACCUGCAGACUCUCAACACCAUCGCGGCCGAGAAGAACUCCACCAUCAUCUUCCCCCUGCCCAUGGACAUCAUUAGUCACUUCAUAAAGAAGUGAGAUCGCUGAUGGUGGCGGGAAAAAACAAAAAAAAACUGAUCGGGAUUGCGGCGCAUUUAUGAUAAGAGAAUACAUCUCAGGUUGUAGAUAAUGAUAAUAUUGAGUGGUUGUUGUUUAUUUUAAGAGCUGCGAUCAGGCCGGGGCUGAUAACCAACGUGUUAAAAUUAGAGGAAAUUUUAUAUGUGAUCUUUGGUUUUGGGUCCUGAGGCAAUUUCAGCGGCUACCGACGCGAUAUAAAUAAAACUGAACUGAAGAUGGAACUGCGUGAAUGUAUAAAAAGAAAAAAUGUUUAGCUAAAUGUUAUCGUCUUUUGCUUAGCUUCUGCCUCCUCCUGUUUCUUGAAUCCCAUGUGUCACUUUAUGCCUCAAAUAAAUUUUACGCUUCGUAAAUUCA
Molecule: messenger RNA, 1334 nt
Organism: Mugil cephalus (flathead mullet)
Lineage: Eukaryota; Metazoa; Chordata; Actinopteri; Mugiliformes; Mugilidae
Gene: stoml3b
Product: stomatin (EPB72)-like 3b
Exons: 7
Coding region: 90-941 (283 amino acids)
Cellular component (GO): plasma membrane
Source: RefSeq, a predicted model, not a curated record